UGCAGCCCCGCCGGGAGGCCCACAGCUGGAAGGAUGCCCCCUGCACGCAAUUCCAAGAGCCUGAGCAGCAAGCAGGCCCGGCCCGGCCGAGGGGCAGGUGUGGAAAAUGUUCAAGCUGACAAGGAGGAGAUUUCUCAGGCAAAACGAUCCCCCUCUUCACCCCAGGGGGCACCCAGGAAGCGUUCUGCCUUUGGAGAUAUCACGAACGCACACAAGGCACAGGGCUUUGUGGGGAAGGAGGAGCCGGAGAAGGCAAUUCUCAAGAAAGCCUCCAAGGGAUUCGCUGCACUGAACGUAGCCAAGAACAACGAGAUCAACCUGAAGAAGUCCCUAGACAAAGCCCCCUCCAAGGAAGGUCCUGCUGAGCUGGGCCAUGCGGUUAACAGUGACCUCAGAGAGGAGCAGGUCGACCCAUCAGUGGUGGUGGCUGCGCCAGCAGGCCUGGCGGCUCCGGCUGAGGACAUAGACGAGGGCCAACUGGACGACCCCUGUGCCAACGCCGAGUACGCGAAAGACAUCUUCAUCUACAUGCGGGAGCGAGAGAAGAGCUUCCUGCUCCCAGACUACAUGAAGAACCAGCCCGACAUCACCACAGACAUGCGGGCCAUCCUGGUGGACUGGAUGGUGGAGGUGCAGGAGAACUUUGAGCUCACCCAUGAGACCCUUUAUUUGGCGGUCAAGCUGAUGGAUCACUACCUGGUUCAGGUGGGGGCCAUGAGGGACAAGCUGCAGCUGAUCGGCUCUACCGCCAUCCUCAUUGCCUCCAAGUUUGAGGAGCGCUGCCCACCCUGCGUGGAUGACUUCCUGUACAUCUGUGACGAUGCCUACAAGCGGGAGGAGCUGCUUGCCACGGAGAGAAGCAUCCUGCAGACGCUACGCUUCGACAUCAACGUCCCCAUAGCCUACCGCUUCCUCCGACGGUUUGCCAAGUGUGCCCAGGCUACAAUGGAGACCCUGACCCUGGCCCGGUUCAUCUGCGAGCUGACCCUGCAGGACUACGCGUUUGUGCAGGAGCGCGCCUCCCGCCUAGCUGCCAGCUGCCUCCUGCUGGCGCUCAAGAUGAAGAGCCUUGGGGGUUGGAGCCCAACGCUGGAGUACUACAGUGGCUAUGGAACCCGGGAUCUUCUCCCUCUGGUGAAGCAGCUCAACUGCCUGCUGACCUAUGGCCGGGAUGACCGGCUCAGGGCUGUGCGCAACAAAUACUCUCACCGGGUCUUCUUUGCGGUGGCCCAGACAGAGCCGGUGGACACGCAGGAGCUGGAGAAAGCCUUGCAGAGCUAGCCCUCGGGUGGAGGGUCGGGGCAUCUCCACCCUUGGGCACCAGGGCCUGUCCUGCAUGGAAGCUGGAGUUGGCCUACCUUGUAAAUAAAUGUGGGGACUUAGCCUCUGAGGCCUGUAAAUAUAU
Molecule: messenger RNA, 1405 nt
Organism: Candoia aspera
Lineage: Eukaryota; Metazoa; Chordata; Lepidosauria; Squamata; Candoiidae
Gene: CCNB3
Product: cyclin B3
Exons: 11
Coding region: 34-1281 (415 amino acids)
Biological process (GO): regulation of cyclin-dependent protein serine/threonine kinase activity; mitotic cell cycle phase transition
Cellular component (GO): cyclin-dependent protein kinase holoenzyme complex; cytoplasm; nucleus
Molecular function (GO): cyclin-dependent protein serine/threonine kinase regulator activity
Source: RefSeq, a predicted model, not a curated record